Somion occarium is the source of this 2732-nucleotide messenger RNA. The record is from the annotation of a GenBank genome assembly. NCBI's taxonomy places the organism in Eukaryota, Fungi, Basidiomycota, Agaricomycetes, Polyporales, Cerrenaceae.
AGGACAGAAGCCAUUGGCAGAAGUGAAGCAGUCUGAUGGUCAGCUAGGAACCGUCGCUACCAAUGCAUAUGAAUUCUCGUUCAGCUGUUCGUUCUCCAAGAACUCUAUUGCCACCCGGGAUGGCCAGCUGCAAGGGCACAUCUUACUGGAGGCGACCGACGUAUUUCCGAUCACUUUUCCUUUUCGGCUCUCUUUCAAGAAUAUCUCUUGCCCUCAAACUAUAUACCUUGAAUCUCAACUUACACGGAGUACUUCUCCGCCCCCGAUCGUUUCCUUAGGGUUGUUUCCAGUAGGGCUGCACACAAUUCCCGAGGAGUUGCGUCCUCUGGAGCAUGCAUGGACUUACACGGUCUGCGCGCGUAUUGAGCCUACUCCGACGUUUGCCAUUCAGGCAGCUUUCACGACUUCAAACACGUUCAUUUGCACAUAAUGCAAUUCUUCGACUUCAUUCGGAGCAUGGACCUUCUGUCAAGGUAGUACCCAAUACCCUCUGUACAAAUGCUCGAGAACAUGCCGGUGAAUAUAUUGACACGUCGUGUAUGUGCAAAGCGUGCUCACUCCCCUCUAGCUUCAUUUCCCAAGAGAACCCAUCAUUGUGGCGCACUAACGCUACAGGAUGCUGGUUCAAAGGUGGUUCUUGCUGGAUGGCUUCUGGCAGAGCGGAAGGCAGCGAAAACAAUGUCAUUCUUCCCACUCCGGGAUUCAUACGGCUCAACACAGCUUGUAGUGAACAUGAACCACAGCAACGGCAUCUUGGCAAGCAUGAGUCAGGUCCCUACUGAGUCUACCGUGCUUGUGGAAGGAAUUGUUCAUGCAAGGCCUGAGCAUCAACGGCGGCCUAUCCCCUCCGGAGAUAUCGAGGUCGAAGUGACAAAGUUCAGACUCCUGAAUGCGGCCGAUUCGCCGCUUCCUUUCAUGUCUUCUCACGCAGGGAAAUUGCCAAGCGAAGAGCAGAGGUUACGGUACCGCUACCUCGAUCUUCGAAGACCCGAACUUUCCAGUAACCUGAGGAAGAGGAGCGAAGUUGCUCACAUCGUUAGGCAUGUAUUGCACGAGGAAGGCUUCACCGAGGUCGAGACUCCUCUGCUUUUCAAGUCCACUCCUGAGGGUGCGCGUGAAUUCCUAGUGCCAACUCGACUAGCAUCCACUUCAUCCAGAUUGCCGGAUACCGAGACAACAGACUUGGAGUCACACCCGGAACCACUCUUCUACGCUCUACCACAGUCUCCACAACAGGCCAAACAACUGCUCAUUGCUUCAGGUGCCGUUGACAAGUACUACCAACUGGCUCGUUGUUUCCGCGACGAAGAUGGUCGAAAGGAUCGACAACCCGAAUUCACACAAAUCGAUUUGGAGAUGGCUUUCGUUUCUUGGGGUGAAGACAUACCCAGCCUUACCACCGGCACUGCGGACAAUUGGCGUAUUGGUGGUGGAGAAGUCCGUGAUAUCAUUGAAAGAUUAGUUCGCGCAGUUUGGUCAAAAGUUGAAGGUUUUGAACUUCCGGAGAGAUUCAAGGUCAUGACCUAUGCUGAAGCUAUGUCCCGCUUCGGAAGUGACAAGCCUGAUACACGGUUUGGUUUAGAGAUCAAGAACGUCACGAGUCACCUCCCAGAACCACUUAGGUCUUCGCUUAUUGAACACGGUGAGAUCUUGGAGGCUCUUAUUGUUGACAAAGCGGAGCAUCAUAUUUUCGGUCGUGCUGCUAAGAAGAUUAAAGGCAUGGAAGUCGAAAAGCGCCUUGAUCGCAUCGAUAUCAAGGAUGCCAACCUCGAGUCCUGGCUAGAAGCUAGCAAGGCUAUCCAUACUCUUAGCGAAGUGACGCCUUUAUCGACAACGGAGCUCAACGCAGCGUUAGGUGUUAUUUCUGGUAGCACCGUAUGGUUAGCUAAACGGCCUCGCAUUGCUGAGGGUGGUUCUACUCCGCUCGGUCAGCUUCGCCUAGCGCUAUCUGAAGAAGCUCAAUGCUCAGGACAAUUAACGCUCUCACCCAAACCUCACUUCCUAUGGAUCACCGAGUUUCCAUUAUUCACGCGAGCAGAUGAGGACAAGGAGUUCCUUGCACACGGCCGAUGGAGUAGUUCCCACCAUCCGUUCACCGCGCCCAUGCGGCAGGACAUUGAAAAACUGUAUGAAGGCCGUAUCAGUGAGGUACGCGGACAACAUUAUGACCUCGUGUUGAAUGGUGUGGAGAUUGGCGGUGGGUCUGUACGUGUACAUGAUGCUUCAAUGCAGGAAUACAUCUUCUCGAACGUACUUCAGCUAAGUGAGUCCGAGACGGCUUCUUUCAGUCAUUUAAUCCAUGCGUUGCGAUGUGGUGCCCCUCCUCAUGGUGGAAUAGCCCUCGGUUUCGACCGCCUCAUGGCGAUCCUAUGCAAAACCGAAACCAUUCGCGACGUAAUCGCGUUCCCCAAGACUGGGACAGGGAAAGACCUGUUAUUCCAGAGCCCCGCACCUGCAGAUCCCGCAGUCUUAGAACAGUAUAAUGUUCGACCUCGUAAUGGAAGGUAGAAGGUGUCGUGAUAUUCUACGUAACCCGCAAUAAAUACCGACAGGAAUGUGGAAAGUUGAUUAUCGUACAUUGUACAAACAUUAGCGAAAGCAAGAAAAAGAAAAUAGAUAGUGAAAGAAUACAACAAAGUAAGCAAGCAAGAAAAGACGGUAUCUGGUCGGGUAUCUACGCAUGUCCAUUAGUUAGUGUCGUUGAGGUCAUGAAAGAACAACAGUAUCAUCAG